Molecule: messenger RNA, 2516 nt
Organism: Frankliniella occidentalis (western flower thrips)
Lineage: Eukaryota; Metazoa; Arthropoda; Insecta; Thysanoptera; Thripidae
Exons: 6
Coding region: 351-2303 (650 amino acids)
Biological process (GO): cell-cell adhesion
Cellular component (GO): plasma membrane
Source: RefSeq, a predicted model, not a curated record
CUCCUCCUCCCACAAAGUGCUUUUAAACCUAAACCAAACAAACAACUUGACACCCAGAAUCCUUAAGGAAGAAAUGCUUAAAUGGAUGAAUGAAUAUUGACAGUUUAGUUUGGCUCAGUUGAUUUCUGGCACUUAUUUACGAAUGUAGAAAGAAAUGCAUCGGUCCCUUCUGUCAAACUUGCAACCCGUCUUAAAAAUUAAGAAUGAUGUGUUCAGAGUCAGCUAACCUCUCUCUCUUGCAUGGUUUAUAGUUCUCUCGUACUAGCUUUCCAACUACAUUGUACUUCUGCCUAUGACUUAAUUUAUCUAUCUGUAAUUUAUUAUAAUAUUUUAGACGUGAUCAGCCCAAAAUGUCAGAAGAUGAGGAAGUUUUGCGCAAGGGAUCCGUUCUUUACAAUUAUUUACAAGACAAUGGGUUUUCAAACUUCGAGUCUUAUGAGUAUAAAAAUCAAAGUACCAUGAAGUUUCCACUCAGAGUGGAUAAAUCAUUCAACUCAUCGAGCAUUCCCACAAAGGCUCCUCAUUGGACUACUAGUAACUUAAAUUGCUUUCUAAAGUCUGGACUUAUCCUGGAAGAUCAUCGUAAUUUUCUUGAACAUUACUACCCACUUGAAACAGAAGAAUAUUCAAAAUCGAAAUUCAACAUUAGACUCUGCAGUGUCCCUCUACUUUGCUUGGGAGGAGGACUUUGGAGACUAGCGCAGACACCUGUGUCCAAAGUUCUGCUUGUAGCUUCUGCAGCCCUUGGAUCAUUUUAUGCUGCUUAUCGUAUCAGAGAGAAUCGGAAACGUAAAUACUUCUCACUGCUAACUUCAAAGAUUCAGCUUACAUUAGUUGGCUUGGAAAAACUGUUUGUGCAAUAUAAGAGAAUGUUGCAGUUAAUUCAUCAAAAUGAGUUUAUUUCUCAGAAGAUCUCCCUUGGUCAAAAUGAAAUGUUAGAACUCAAGAGAAAACUUAGAAAAUCACUCCUUGGUGCAAUUGAAGUUUUAGUGGGAUUCUCUGAUGAACUCAAGAAAAUUCCAUUGUCAAUAGAAAUUAAUGCAACCUUGAGGUCCCCCUCUUCAGAAAUGAUACGUAACGGUUUAAACUUUGGUGAUGAGGAAAGCAACUCAUUUGAAAACCUCAAGAAAUUAUUCAACUCAUAUAUUCUUGUUCAGUCAGAAUUUUUAAGAGGAUUUGCAUUAUACCACUGUCCAGAUUUAUGGGAUCCAAAUACAUCACAUAGAAUUUUGUUGUAUUGUCAAAAUGUGCUGCCAGAAAUAAUCACAUGGAGUUCUGAUGUUCACAAAUCCCUCCUUCAAGAGCAGAAGCUUUAUAGAGCAGUCAUUGAAUCAAAGAACAAGGGAAGCCAAUUGAGAGCACACACAUCCUCUUCAUGGGACUACUCAGACAUUUACGUGUCAGUUAGAAGUGCAUGUGUACAUUUCCAAUCUCUUCUCAUUCAAACUCAAGGAUUACAGGAAAUCCUGGAGAAUGCACACAAUGGCCAGACAAAAGAUUGUGAAGAACUUUUGAAUGCAUCGGUUCAGAUUUUAACUGAGAUUUCUAGGGAGAUUCAUUUGGGACAAAUAUGUGUUGAUGCAAGUCUUGCUCAGAUUUUCAAAAUGUCUAACCCUUGCCAACCACCUAUUAAACCAAAUGAACUCGAGGAUUCCUCUUUGACCAUUGAAGAUCCUGAACAAACAUUCAAUUCAGCUUAUAGCGCCCCAGUGCAGGAUGAAAUUUUUGAACUUACUGUCCACCAUGAUGACUCAGAUUGGUCAGAUGACGGGGAGUGGAAUGACAUAGCUGAGUAUAGCAUUAGGAAGAAAGAGGGUGAGACUUCCAAAAUAGUUCUUGAAGAACUCAAAACUGUAUUGGUAAAAAAGGCAGAAGAAUGGAAGGAGAGGGAAAAGAGGGCCAUGGAAAGUAAAGGCAUUCCAUACACAGCACCUGAACAAGUGGACUCUCCAUCUCAUGAAUACAAAGCCGAAGAAGGUAAAACUGUACCUAAUACUGAAGAAGUAAUGGAUUUUCUUCCAACAAACAGCCAAAAUAAUUGGCCCCUGCCUAGAUUGAAAGGUAAUUUGAAGACUCAUCGUUCUAUGAAAGGCAAAAGACCAGAGGAAGUGGCAAUUAAACCUUUGGAGCCGAUGAUGUCUGAUGAUCCAAUAGAUAAAGAGGAUAAAAUGACAGAAAAUACAAGACUAGGUUUUGGAGCGUCUUUACUAGCAGAAGCUAUGGCCAAGUCAAAGGCUAUGCAAAGAGCUAGGCAAGAGGAGAUUUUUCAUGAUUCAGAGAAUGAAUUUUCUGAAUCUGAGUAAGCUAGUGAUAUUUUUCUGAUCACUGUUAAUCUUUGCCAUUGUUAUUCGUGUAAAUUCUAUAAUUGUUUUAAUUUAUUUCUAGUCUAUAACUCAUUGCCCCAUUGUAAAAAAUAGAGAACAUUUAUUUAUUAUUAUUAUUAUUAUAUAUGAUCUAUCAAAUUGUAAGCCCGUACGGGCACACGUGUGUCAAUGAAUACACGCAAAUACCGCAAA